UGGAGGUUCUUGUCUUUCUUCUAGGGUGUGGUUUGUUUUGUUAUUGACUGUUCUUCCAGAGAUGCAAAGGAGUCAAAGUGAUUUUCGCCCCUUCAAGCAGAGGAAGAAUUUAGCAACUCGGAUGCAUGAAGCAAGUGACAUUCGGGCAAGGUAUCCAAACAAGAUCCCGGUAGUGGUGGAGCGUUACCGGAAGGAGAAGAGCCUCCCCAGGUUGGACAGGAUCAAAUUCUUAGUGUCAGAAGAUAUAUCCGUAUCUCAGUUUAUCUUCACACUGAGAACCCGCCUAUCCCUCACGGCCACACAAGCUUUCUACCUGCUGGUGGACAGCAAAAGCUUGCCCUGCUUGAGCCUGACCGUCGCCGAGGUUUACCGUGACAACAAGGACGAAGAUGGCUUCCUGUACCUGACCUACGCUUCCCAGGAGAUGUUCGGUCAAGGUGGCCUUGGCAAAGAUCUGUGAUGCCAUUCUGGCAAUGGGAAGGUCCUGGGUGCCCCUUGGAAGUCCAUCCUGCUCUGUUCCCUUUUGUGAGAUGCAGUUAUUAUGACCAGCAUCUUGAAAAAAAAAACCCUUUUGUGUGUGAAUGGCGCAGGGAGAUUAGUCACAAAGGGCCAGAAUCUGUGUUGGUGGUAGCUUUGUCCCUGAAGCAGCUUAACUACCUUGCAUUAUUAUCUGCCUGAAAGGACUCCUGGACCAGGGGAUGCUUUCAGAGGUUAGAGACCUCCUUAUAAACUCUGCAGGGUCGUCACAUUAAUCCACUGCAGCUUAUUCUUUUUAUCCAGCUUUCCCCCACAACCCCCUUCUCUCUUUUUAUGUAUAUAAAAGAGCUUCACUUCAUGUUUUGCACUGAGAA
This is a messenger RNA of Pogona vitticeps (central bearded dragon), 851 nucleotides long. RefSeq names its product microtubule-associated protein 1 light chain 3 alpha. NCBI's taxonomy places the organism in Eukaryota, Metazoa, Chordata, Lepidosauria, Squamata, Agamidae. The record is from RefSeq and is a predicted model, not a curated record.